UCUAUAAUUACAGUUUCAACAGCAGGACCUCAUGAAAAACGUUUACUACAUGCUCUUUUAGAUAAUUACAACAGUUUAGAGCGACCCGUUGUUAAUGAAUCCGAUCCACUGCAAUUAAGUUUCGGUCUAACUUUAAUGCAGAUAAUUGAUGUGGAUGAAAAGAAUCAAUUGCUUAUAACAAAUAUUUGGUUGAAAUUGGAAUGGAAUGAUAUGAACUUAAGAUGGAAUGCCAGCGAUUAUGGUGGUGUUAGAGAUCUACGAAUACCACCUCAUCGUUUAUGGAAACCAGAUGUUUUGAUGUACAACAGUGCGGAUGAGGGUUUUGAUGGUACUUAUGCCACUAAUGUUGUGGUGCGUAAUAAUGGUUCUUGCCUUUAUGUGCCGCCCGGUAUUUUUAAGUCAACGUGUAAAAUCGACAUUACUUGGUUUCCCUUCGAUGAUCAGAGAUGUGAAAUGAAAUUUGGCUCUUGGACCUAUGAUGGUUUUCAGCUGGAUUUACAAUUGCAAGAUGAGGCUGGUGGUGAUAUUUCAAGUUUUAUUACCAAUGGUGAAUGGGAUCUGUUGGGUGUACCUGGUAAACGAAAUGAAAUCUACUAUAAUUGCUGCCCAGAACCUUAUAUUGACAUAACAUUCGCCAUUUUGAUACGACGUAAAACUUUGUAUUAUUUUUUCAAUUUAAUUGUGCCCUGUGUACUGAUUGCCUCAAUGGCACUGCUAGGUUUUACACUGCCACCAGAUUCUGGUGAAAAACUAUCGCUGGGAGUUACAAUUUUACUAUCACUUACUGUGUUCCUUAAUAUGGUGGCCGAAACAAUGCCGGCUACAUCAGAUGCUGUGCCACUAUUGGGAACUUAUUUCAAUUGCAUUAUGUUUAUGGUGGCUUCAUCAGUUGUGUCAACCAUACUUAUCCUCAAUUAUCAUCAUAGAAAUCCAGAUACGCAUGAAAUGAGUGAAUGGAUAAGAGUAAUAUUCCUUUAUUGGUUACCUUGCAUAUUGCGCAUGCAAAGACCUGGACAGGUUGGCUAUGAAUGCCCACCGCCUCCCUCAUCAUCGACAUCCUCGAAUAAUGGCGACAAAAAGCAACACAUACAAAAUGUUGAAUUGAAGGAAAGAUCUUCAAAGUCUUUGCUGGCCAAUGUUUUGGAUAUUGAUGACGAUUUUCGUUGUAAUCAUCGCUGUGCUAGUGCUACAUUACCGCAUCAACCCACAUAUUAUCGAACCAUGUACAGACAAGGAGAUGAUGGUAGUGUUGGCCCUGUUGGUCCUGUUGGUGAUACUAGAAUGCAUGAAGCCAUAUCACACACCUGUCUAAGUUCAUCAGCUGAAUAUGAAUUGGCUUUAAUAUUGAAAGAGUUAAGAUGGAUAACGGAUCAGUUAAAAAAAGAAGAUGAAGUUGGUGAGGUAACAAGAGAUUGGAAAUUUGCUGCCAUGGUAGUGGAUCGUUUGUGCCUUAUUGUUUUUACGUUAUUUACCAUAAUUGCCACAUUGGCUGUAUUAUUUUCAGCGCCUCAUUUUAUUUUCCCAUAACUUUAUGGACAUUGGUUUAUAUUCUAUUAUGCGAAUGUGUUACGAGAUCUUUUGCUAAAAUAUUUAAACAAAUUAAAUAAUAGACGUAGUAGUACAACAACAACAACAACAACAAUAUAUCCGCUUGACAUCAACAAGUUUUAUACUAAGUUUUGCCAUUGGAAUUUUUACAAAGAAACCAAAAGAAAAACAAUUAAUUUUUAUUUUAAGCACAUGUGCCUGGUCAACGAAAACAAAAUUAUAAAUUAUAUUAAUUAAAACAACAACAACAACAACAACAAAAAGAAGAACAACAAUGCAAUAAUUAAACGUAAUAAAAAUAAUUAAUUACAAUUUAAUUAAGCUUAGGUUAGCUAAAACAUACCGAAAACAUGAAGAAAAUACAAGCAAAUUUAUAAAUCAAAAAAAAAACUGCAAAUUAAUAAAACAAACGCGUAAUAAUUUUUAAUUUUAAAACCAGCUUCCAAAAUGAAAUAUAUAAUAAAGCUUCAAAUCAUAUCCGAAAAAAGAGAAAAAAAUAAUAUGCAAAAUUUUAAAUUUAGUUUAGCGAAGACACAAACCGGAAAUUUGUAAACAUAAAUACAUUAAAGCUGAGGAACAAUUUAAAAAAAAGCUUUUAAGUGUUACUUUCUUUAAAGUUUAGAAUAAGCUUUAAGCUAACAGUUUUGAUUAAUAUUAUAAUUAAAAAAGCUUUAAGCUUCCUUAAAAAGACAAAUCUUUGGAAUUGCUAUAAUAAAAAGCUUUUAAUUUUAGUAGAUUUAUUUUUCUUUGAAAGCGGAAGCAAAUUUUAAACAUUUCGACUACUAAUAGUAACGGUCGUUAACGGUUAUUUUUUGAAAAAGUUUGAUCAUAAAUUCUAUACAAUAAUCUCAUUUCUAAACCUACUCUUCUUAUCAUUUUACACUAUUUUAUUUAAAUUAUAUGUUAUUUUAAUUUUAAACAUAUUUUUUUCUUCAGUUUUUUGUGUCUAACCAUCUUGAAAUUUCUGAAUCUCUUACUACUACAUCUCGUUAAGUCUAUGCUUAUGUUUAGCACAGACAUUAAGCUCAGAAACUGAAGUAGUUUUUUCUUUUAUAAAGAAAAAAAUAUUUCAGACUUUGAGUAUUUUUUUGUAUUUAACUACAUAAAAACAUAUUAAAUAAAAAUUUACUAAAAACAAUUGAAAAAAGAAAUAUUAAAAAUAUAUUUUUUAUAAAAUAAAAAUUCUUUACCAUAGGUUACGAAUUUCCAACACUGAAAUCUUAACCAUCUCCUUAAAAAUUAUAUUUAUAUAAAUCAUUAAAACCUAAUGAUUUUAUGAAAUUUAAAAAUUUACUUUAUAUUGAAAUGGAAUUAAACGCAAAAUAUGGAGACAGGUAGAUGUGUAAGUGAUAAUCAAAAAAAAAAAAUAUUUACUUAAUAAUUUAAAUUUAUAUUUUAUAUGGACUUUUUUAAAAGUUUUAUCUAUGGAUUUAUUAGCAAUGGCUUGAAGGGACGUAUACAUGAAAUACCUUGAGAUAUCUGAGGUAAAAAGGCGAUCAGUUCAUUGUUCAAAUCUAACUAAUCUACUAAUUAUAAUUCCCCAUUAUCUUCCAAUUUAUGUUAUGUCCUGAAGCUAUGUUAAGUUCUCAUUGUUGUAAUGUUGAGAUACUGUUCUUAAUCUCAUAGAUAUGAUGUUUCUUAGAAAGAUCUUGAAUAGACUGUAUGCAUUUGAUGAUAGAUCCCAUUUUGGUGUAUCACAAUUCCGGGAUAAAGAGGUGCUACCAGUAUCUCUAGUCUGCCGGGACAAUAAACUGGUGAUGAUCAAAUAAAUCCUCGGACAUGGGGUCGAACCAGAGCACCAGAUAUUCUAUUACUUCAGGUAGCCUGUUGCCCGCAGGACUUUGUCCUGGCUGAUCAGUUAGUAAUGGUUCCUUCAGGAACCACGUAGUGGCUGUGGGUGAAAUAUAACUUUCAGGAUAAGUUUCUGUUACCGCUCCUAGUUUCUAGGAGUGGUACAAACCACAGGGCAAAGCAGUGGAUUAAAAAAUGUUGAAUUUGAGCUGAUAAUUCAAGGAUAGUAUCUGAUGGAUGAGAUGGAUUCUGAGUUGUAUUCGAGGUGUUGUCGGGUGGAGUGGCGGUGGAGUUGGAUGAGACCUUAAUCUUUGUGUGUUGUAGUUAACUCUAAAACAUGCUCAACUUAUCACAUUAGGUCCUUGUAGCCACUGAAAUAAGUAUUGUCAAUUAAAAAAGGAUCCGUGCUUUGUAUUACCAAUUUGUUGCCCCUAGGUGCUGUUGACGAAACAACAGAGCCAUCUCAGUAGUGUGGUUGGGCGACUUAAGAGGACAAGGAAUUCACUGGGUUGAGUCUUUAGCUGACAGACAGAGCAUUCUUCAUAUCAUCAAUAGGGUAUUUCACCUGAUGUUGGGGGAGCCGCUUCUAUUCGGCUCUAGCCAGUGAUUGUCUUUUCCUUGUCGGGGUUUUAUUGAACUUGACUCAUGAUACCUUUCAACGGGAUUACUAUGGCAAGAGAUUAGAUAGCUCGAGUACUUGUGCAAAGUGCUUGUACAUGGACCGGCAGAACUAUGUACAUAAAUUCUUACCUGCGUGUAAGAAGCACAAACGGGCGGUGGUGAGUCGUCAAAGAAGCUUAUCCUGUUGAUGAAAAAGACCACCGUGAAAUAAGGCGUCGAGUAAAGCACUUCGAUAUUCUUGUCUGUACUUGCAGCGUUUGUCCGGAUGUUCAGGGUUUACUUUGUUCACACCAGAUUUACCACACUCUUUGAGUAAGAACAAGACCUACCAAUUACAUACGUCUCUAGGUGCUGUUGCCGAGCAAAGUGAUUGUGACAUGGACCGGCAGAACUAUCUACAAAAAUUACAGUUGUGAGUCAUGUAAUAAGCUCACCCUGUAGUUGUACUAGCAUACAGUACCACCGUGAAAUAAGGCCAACACGGCAGGUGUUUACUCAAAGCGCUUCGACUUCUGCAACAAGCAUUUACUUCAUUCUUUCACAUGCCUUCAAUGGUAAACUAUAUGCAAAAGGAACUGAACAGAUUAUAAUUAGGUGCCUCUACUAAAGUAAAGGGUUCUGGUAUAAUUCGGCAAUUCUCGAUUAUAAAGAUAAUUCACAUUUGCUUAAAAGUAAGAUACUUCAGUUUUUAAUACCAUCCAAUAUACUGCUUAUAACUUCAGACACCUCCGGAAGCACUUCUUCUGUGACUCUAGAAGAUCCGUCGGCAAGAAGUUUCUCAUUGUUAACAUUUCAAAUUUCUUGAACGUCAGAUUUUACCUUCAUCUGUCACUCUAGAUGAUACCUCAGUAUUAAAUUUCUGUUUGCUUAUGCCAUUUCAGAAGAAGUCUUUCUUCUGUAACUCUAGAAUAUUUUUCAAAAAGAAGUUUCCAGUUUUUGACUUUUCAAGUUUUCCGAACUUCGAUUUUAAACGUCUUUUGUGACUCUAGAAGACUCCUCGACAAGAAGUUUCUUAUUGUUUAGAAUAUCGCUUUGUUAACCGUCUAUUCUACCGUCAAUAACCUCAGACAUCUCCGGAAGCUUUUAUUUUUUGAUUCUAGAGGAUAUAUCAGCAAGUGGUUUCUUGAAGUUCGUUUCCGUUUAAAUCCAUGCUGUUGCUGCACUUGUUUAGCCUCGUGGCCUGGUCUUUAGCUUUGGAAUAAAAUUCUGAUAUGGUGAUCUUUAUCGGCCAAUAUCUUUCUAAUUGGACUCUGGCUACCGUAUCCGCUAUAAAGCUAGUGCUGUAGAUAUCGAUAUAUGAGUAUUUUUUAGAAUGAUUCCUAGUUCCCUUCCAUCUAAUAGCUUAGAGCCGUUCGUCUAGCAACAGAUUUCUACAGAUUGCUGGUCCUUUCCGCUUGGCCGUGUUCUUCUGUCUAUGAUCAAUGUCUAGCAAUAUUAGACAAGUUCUGUCUCGGGUAUGCAAUAAUCGAUCAAGACGUCAAGUACACAUUGAUGACGAGGCAGUAGAGCCUUUGAUCGAAUUGCUUCGUAUACUCUAUAGUUGAGGGAUGGUACGUUCGAUGUCUGUGUGUAACCCUUCUAAUUCUGUUUAUAACUUUGCAGGACGUCCAGUAUACAUUGAUGAAGAGCUCUAUAACAGCCUGUGAUCCAACUGUCUCUUAUAUGUUAUGUUUAGAGGAAAACCCAACAAGACUUCCACAGUUUCGAUUGGCAUAGUGUUCAUGUCACAUCUAAACUGUGAUCCAACUGUGUCUUAUAUGUUAUGUUUAGAGGAAAACCCAAAAAGACUUCCACAAUUUCGAUUGGCAUAGUGUUCAUGUCACAUAUAAAACAAGAUUAUUUAGGCGUUAAAAUUGGUCUAAUGACGAUUUUAUCGUUCUCUUAUAUAUAUGGUGCUUCCGAUCAUUACCAUUCAGAGAAAUCUGUGCUCUUUUAACAUGUGUACAAAUUUCCUCAACUCUAGUAUAUUAUUUAGUUGUUUAUCUCAAUGCGUCAAGAUGACGAUCGAUCAUAGUUCUUCAUUACUUUAUUAUUCACUUCAACACGUUAUAUUUAUACAAUCCAGUGAGUUUCCAAGAUUCUUAGAGAGUUUGCUGUUUCUGAAAAAUAUUUGUUUUCCAUUUGAUGUUUCGAACAAAAUUUCAUAUAGAGCUGUUGAAUAGAUGUCGAAUAUUUUUGAAUAGAAUUACUUAGUAUCACUGUAAAAUUGUAAAUAGUUUGUGGUUUGUGUAUUGGCUAAACUGUAGUCUUAAAUUGAUCAUUAGCUUAAUACAAAAAUUAUUUUAUUAUUUUCUACAUGGUUUAGUAAUAUAAUUUGUUUUAAAUUUAAUUUGGAAAAUAAAAAAAUAAAAACAAAAAAAUGUUUGUUGCUGUGAUAGGAUCAAUUUGAAGAUAAAACAAAAUAGAAUAUGCAUUAAAAUCAAAUAAAUUUUGUACAAAAUUUAAAGAAUAAUAAUUAAAAGGAAUAAAAACUUGAAUACGCAACAAGUAUUAAAAAGGAAGAACAGCAACUUUAAAAUCAAGUUUAGAAAAAAUCAUAAAAAAAUUAAAUAAAUAUAACGAGUUUAAAGUAAAAUACAACAACAAAAAAUCUAUAUGAAAAAUAUUGUCUGAAAAGACUAAACAGUAUAAAGUUAACUAUUUUUUAAAAGACAAAUAUUAAAAAAAAACAACAAUAUUGAGUAUAUAAAAAAACAUA
This is a messenger RNA of Lucilia sericata (common green bottle fly), 6658 nucleotides long. It is a transcript of the gene nAChRalpha7, whose product is annotated as neuronal acetylcholine receptor subunit alpha-7. Gene Ontology annotation, cellular component: synapse; neuron projection; postsynaptic membrane. Lineage: Eukaryota; Metazoa; Arthropoda; Insecta; Diptera; Calliphoridae. Gene Ontology annotation, biological process: monoatomic ion transmembrane transport; nervous system process; regulation of membrane potential. Gene Ontology annotation, molecular function: acetylcholine-gated monoatomic cation-selective channel activity; transmembrane signaling receptor activity. The transcript has 13 exons. The coding region runs from base 136 to 1527 and encodes 463 amino acids. The record is from RefSeq and is a predicted model, not a curated record.